AUGGGUAGAAAAGCAAAGUUCGAUGAAACCAAAAAAGUUAAGAAAGGUCCUGGUAGAAAGGCAAAAAAACAACCUGACCCAGUAUUCAAGAAAGAACUGCUUGCUGAUGAUAAAGAAGACAAAAAGCUGAGUCACAGACAGAAACAAAGAGCUGCUAGAAGGUUAAAGAAGAAAAAGGAACUAGCAGAAAAACGAAAAGCCUUGAAAGAAGCUAAAAAGAACCCUAAGCCAGAGAAUGACACAGAAGAAGCUGUCAGUGCCUUAGACGAUGAGACUCCUAAAGGUUUCACUGAUGACAAUAAGGAAUGGUUAAAGCCGAAGAAGAAAGGGUUAGCUAAAUUAAAGGAAAUAGAGCCAGAUAGUGAUGAGAGUGAUGAUGAGGGUUUGGGUGAAGAUGAGAAUGAUGCUUCAAGUAAAGAAGAUGAUGAUUCAGAACAAGAAAUUAAAGACACUAAGAAACCAAGUAAAGAAAAUUAUAAGGUUGGUACACUUGAUGACCUGUUUAAUGACACUGAUGAUGAGCAAGAUGAAACUUUAGAUAAUGAAGAAACUGGAGAUUCAAAUAAAUCUUACAAUUCAGAUUCAUCUGAGGAUAGCGAUAAUAGUGAAGAUGAUGAAGACGAAGAUAUGCUUCCCAUUGAAAAAGCCAAUGUUAAACUAAAACAGAAACAAAGGUUGGACAAGAAAUUAGCAGAUGAGGAACUGCAAUUAAAUAUUGCCAAGCAAGAUGUUUUUGCAUUCCCAAGCGAAGAGGAGCUUCAAAAUCCUACAUCUUUACAAGAUGUACACCAAAGGGUAAAAGACAUAGUAUCAGUUUUAAAUGAUUUUAACCGCCUCAAGGAAGAGGGCAGAUCCCGCUGUGAAUAUACAGAGUUACUUCUCAAGGACCUCUGUUUGUACUACAGUUACAAUGAGUUUCUAAUGGAGGUCCUGAUGCAAAUAUUUCCUGUACAGGAAUUAAUUGAAUUCUUAGAAGCCAGUGAAGUGUCUAGGCCAAUUACAAUUAGAACUAACAGCCUUAAAACUAGGAGAAGAGAUUUGGCCCAGGCUUUAAUAAACAGAGGUGUUAAUCUAGAUCCUGUCGGUAAAUGGAGUAAAGUUGGCUUGGUAGUGUACAGUUCCACUGUCCCGGUGGGUGCAACACCUGAAUAUUUAGCUGGACACUAUAUAUUGCAAGGUGCAUCUAGUUUCUUGCCUGUUAUGGCCUUAGCCCCUCAGGAAAAUGAAAGAAUUUUAGACAUGUGCGCUGCACCUGGUGGUAAAGCCUCUCACAUUGCAGCAAUUAUGAAGAAUACUGGUUCACUCUUUGCCAAUGAUGCCAAUAAGGAAAGAACAAAAGCAAUAGUUGGAAAUUUCCACAGAUUGGGAGUAGUCAACGCAGUCAUCUGUAACUAUGAUGGCCGUCAAUUUCCAGAUGUCAUAAAGGGCUUCGACAGAGUACUACUAGACGCUCCUUGUACAGGAACAGGAGUUAUUGCUAAGGAUCCAAGUGUUAAAACUACUAAAGAUCAAAAGGAUAUACAGAGAUGUUUCAAUCUUCAAAGGCAGUUGUUAUUAGCUGCUAUUGACUGCUGCAAUGCUAAAUCAAGCACCGGAGGAUACAUUGUGUACUCCACCUGUUCAAUUUUGCCUGAAGAAAAUGAGUGGGUAGUUAAUUACGCUCUAAAGAGACGUAAUGUAAAGUUGGUACCCACAGGUUUAGAUUUUGGAACUGAAGGAUUCCAGAAAUAUAGACAUCAUAGGUUCCAUCCCUCAUUGAAGUUAACAAGAAGGUUCUACCCACACACCCAUAAUAUGGAUGGAUUCUUUGUUGCAAAACUUAAAAAAUUCUCAAAUGUUAUACCUGAGCCUUUUAAAGAUGAAGAUGAUGAAGAAGAAGCUGGGCAGGAAAAUGAAAAUUCUGAAACUAAAGAAGCAGAACAGAAUGGUGAUGUUCCAGAAGAUCAAAAGAUAAAACUUCAGACUGGUGUAAAGAGAACUGCAAAGCCGAAUACAGCUCAACCCAAAGAGAAGAAGCAGAAAACAGAUGACAGCCCACAGCCUACUACGAAUGGAAACGUAGAGCCAAUAAAUAACCAGAAAAAGAAGAAACAGAAGAAUAAAAAGAAAAAUAAAAAAGGACAAAAAAGCGAAGGUCAAAGUAACCAGACUAAACAAGAAGACAAACCCACAGAAGAAACGAAACAAACAACAAAACAGAAUACACAACAAGACCCCGAAACAAAAGAAAAGGCGAAAAUAGAAAAAAGUAAUAAAGAAAAAGUACAGACGAAACCUAUUGUGGUUGAUAAAGCCAAUGAAAACACACAAUCUAAUGAAAGCAAUGGCGGGACACCGAAAAAAAAGAAGAACAGGAAGAAAAAUAAAAACAACAAGAACACAAACAUUCAGAAUCAAAUUAACAAGAAUGAAAAUAACAUAACAGAUAAACUGGAGAUAGCAGCCGCAAAAAAAAUGAAAAAUAACAAUAAAAAACAGAAACAGAUAGGACAAUUGAAUAGCAAAAAAGACAAACCCACAGAAGAGACGACAAAACAGAAUACACAACAAGACCUCGAAACAAAAGGAAAGGCUAAAAUAGAAAUAAGUAAUAAAGAAAAAGUACAGACGAAACCAGUUGUGGUUGAUGAAGCAAAUGCAAACGCACAAUCUAAUGAAAGCAGUGGCGGGUCACCGAAAAAAAAGAACAAGAAGAAAAAUAAAAACAAAAAUAACACAAACGUACAGAAUCAAAUUAACAAGAAUGAAAAUAAAAUAACAGAUAAACUUGAGAUUGCAGCCGCAAAAAAACUGAAAAAUAAUAAUAAAAAACAAAAACAGAUAGGAAAGCUGAAUAGCAAAAAAGAAGGUGGAAAACAGGGAAUUAAGAAAAACUUAAAAAAAAGUAAUCCUAAAGCUAAGGGUUAA
Messenger RNA from Pieris macdunnoughi, 2907 nucleotides. NCBI's taxonomy places the organism in Eukaryota, Metazoa, Arthropoda, Insecta, Lepidoptera, Pieridae. The record is from the annotation of a GenBank genome assembly.